AUGGCGAUCUCUGCAACGGAUACUCUGCGGGUCCAGCUGCACGAAAACCCUGGUCAAUGCCUCGGCUUCUCCGCCCUCCUUCCAUUCCUGGGUGCCCCCCUGCUGAUAGCGGUGACCCAGUCCUACCUCCCCAAGGUGGCCUACUCCCAGGUGGUCUAUGGGGCCUCCAUCAUGUCCUUCCUGGGCGGGGCCCGCUGGGGCUUUUCCCUGCCUAAGGGAAGCCCUGCCCCAGACUGGAUGAACCUGGGCAACAGUGUGGUGCCCUCCCUGCUGGCCUGGCUGGCUCUGCACUGCAGGGACAAUAUCGCAGAGGGAGCCCUGGUGGUCAUCAUGGGGCUGUGCCUGGCCCUGCACAACAAUCAAACUCUGCUGCCUGGCUACCCCAGCUGGUUGAAAGCCUUGGAAACCAUACUUACUCUGGUAAGAAACCUUUCCCUGGAUGCCACAUUGACACUGAAGGAGAUGUGCCCGGAAAAGAAGAUCAAGACAGUUGACUAGGUAAUGGUGGCUAGGGGAUACUCACUCAGAGUUUACACUUGAGAGCUAAAGUAUCUCAAGAAGACAAGUGAAUGAAUAGUGGAACACAGAUCAGGGUCUUGUUCAGUAGGAGUUAACAGGAGAAAAUGGAGGUGGUGCAACAUUGUUUAAAACAAAAAAAAUACAUUUUCACAUAUGGAUUUAAUUUUAAUCAAUGUGUUAUUCAUGACACAUCUGUUCCUCAACAGGUGAGAAUUGAAAUAUAAAUUUACUUUAAUCUAGUGCCGUUGCUGAAUGAAGGUGAUACAAGCUACAGUAUUUUCAAACAAAGGGACAUUUCUCAGUGUUUUUGGAAUGGUGAGUACUGACUAAAAAAGGCACUGAUAUUU
Messenger RNA from Salvelinus sp. IW2-2015, 866 nucleotides. NCBI's taxonomy places the organism in Eukaryota, Metazoa, Chordata, Actinopteri, Salmoniformes, Salmonidae. The record is from RefSeq and is a predicted model, not a curated record.